This is a messenger RNA of Marchantia polymorpha subsp. ruderalis, 2393 nucleotides long. NCBI's taxonomy places the organism in Eukaryota, Viridiplantae, Streptophyta, Marchantiopsida, Marchantiales, Marchantiaceae. The record is from the annotation of a GenBank genome assembly.
GAGCGCAUUCCCCUUUUAUCCUCGAGCUCGCUCUCGUGCUCGCCUUCGCUUCGUCUCUUUUGCUCGACGAAUGCGUCGCUGAUCGUCCUCUCCUCACUCUGCUCCCUCGCCCGGAAGCAGAUCGCAGCCUUCUCUCUCGAGUAGAGGUUAGAGGGCAUCAUGAAAGUUAUCGACAAAAUUAAGGAGGGCGAGGCCAAUGGCCGAGUUGUGUAUUCAUUCGAGUUCUUUCCUCCCAAGACAGAGGAGGGAGUCGAGAAUUUGUUCGAAAGAAUGGACAGAAUGGUGGCUCACAAUCCCUCAUUUUGCGACAUUACCUGGGGUGCCGGAGGUUCUACAUCUGAGCUCACGUUGGAUAUCGCCAACAAGAUGCAAAACAUGAUUUGUGUGGAUACAAUGAUGCAUCUGACUUGCACCAACAUGCCCGUGGAGAAGCUAAACAGCGCCCUGGACACUGUUAAGGCUAACGGAAUCCAAAAUAUUUUGGCCCUCCGUGGCGACCCACCUCACGGACAAGACACAUUCGUACAAGUUGAAGGAGGGUUUUCCUGCGCUCUUGAUUUGGUGAAACACAUCAAAGAGAAGUACGGAGACUACUUUGGGAUCACCGUUGCUGGUUAUCCAGAGGCACAUCCGGAAGUGAUACUGGAGGAAUCAGGUGCCACAGAGGAAGCGUACCGUAAGGAUUUGGAAUACUUGAAGAAGAAGAUUGACGCUGGUGGAGAGUUGAUUGUCUCCCAGCUCUUCUACGAUGUAGACAUCUUCUUGAAAUUUUUGGACGACUGCCGUCAGAUCGGUAUCUCCUGCCCAGUUGUGCCAGGUAUCAUGCCCAUCGUCAGCUACAAUGGUUUCAAGCGCAUGACAGGUUUCUGUAAAACAAAGAUCCCCGCUGAGCUGACGGCUGCUUUGGAGCCAAUUAAGGACAACGAAGAAGCUGUGAGGGCCUUUGGAGUUCAUUACGCAACAGAAAUGUGCAAAAAGAUACUGGCACAUGGCGUCACGGCUUUGCACAUGUACACUAUGAACAUGGAGACUUCCGCACUCAGAAUCCUUCAGAAUCUUGGGCUCAUCGACAUCACUCGAGUCAAUAGGUCCUUACCCUGGAGGCCACCCACGAACCAGAAGAGGAAUGGCGAGGAAGUGCGUCCUAUCUUCUGGGCUAACAGACCGAAGAGUUACAUCACAAGAACAACUGAAUGGAACGAAUAUCCACAAGGUCGAUGGGGAGACAGCCGUAGCCCUGCUUAUGGAACGCUGAACGAUUACCAGUUCCUGAGAAGACGUACCCGCAACAAGAAAUUGGCUAAGGAAUGGGCAACUCCUUUGACUUCAGUUGCCGAUGUCCAUGAGAAAUUUGUGAAGUACUGCAAGGGAGAGAUCAACACCAUCCCAUGGUCAGAAGUCGACGGUCUCCAACCAGAGACGAAGACGAUCAAUGAAGAUUUGGUCGAUGUCAACAACCAGGGCUUCCUGACCAUCAACAGCCAGCCCGCAGUGAACGGAGAAAAGUCCGAUUCACCCUCCGUCGGCUGGGGAGGUCCUGGUGGCUAUGUCUACCAAAAGGCAUACGUCGAGUUUUUCUGUUCAGCGGAGAAGCUACAGGCUCUUGUCGAGGGAAUCAAAGGCACACCUCUUACCUUCAUUGCGGUGAACGCCAAGGGGGAGACAAAGUCGAACAUUGGGCCUGGGGACGUCAACGCGGUUACUUGGGGAGUUUUUCCAGCGAAAGAGGUCAUCCAACCCACUGUGGUAGAUCCAGUGAGCUUUAUGGUCUGGAAGGAUGAAGCAUUCCAGGCCUGGACCGAUGAGUGGGCAAGCCUUUACCCUGAGAAUGAUUCCUCGAGAAAGAUCCUUUCCGAGAUCGCCUCGUCAUACUACUUGGUCAGUGUUGUAGACAAUGACUACAUCAACAGCUCUUUGUUCAAAGUGCUUAGGGCCUGAAGCGAAGUUGAAGUUCUAAAUUGAAGUUCGCCGUAGAGGAGGGCCGAGACGCAAGCUGUAUGUCAGAUGUACUGUUUUCUAGAUAGAACAUCUCAAUUUUCUGAGGCAACGCGGAGUCUGUUAAACUUAUACAGGGAAUAUUACGCAAUUGUUUCCGGUAUAUCGAAUUCGUCCACUGUAGACUAAGGUGCCGCCUACAUAGGGGCAAGGGUGAUCAUCUGAAAGCACAGCUCUUUUUUUCGCCGGCUUGCUUCCGAGAUCAAACCAGGCCACCUCAAUCGCUUGGGGUGCUUUAUCAUACCUGUUCGUCCAUUGUAUUCUUUUGGCCUAGAAUUUGCCAAUCCCGCCACUCAUGUAGCUCCUUCAAGGAAGAGGGAGAUUAUUUAUUCUGUCUCUAGGGCUCAACCCUGUACGCAAGUUAUUUGUAGCUCCAAUAAAUGUAUACCAUUUCUGAG